Messenger RNA from Syngnathus acus (greater pipefish), 1465 nucleotides. It is a transcript of the gene rhof, whose product is annotated as ras homolog family member F. The transcript has 6 exons. Lineage: Eukaryota; Metazoa; Chordata; Actinopteri; Syngnathiformes; Syngnathidae. The coding region runs from base 203 to 838 and encodes 211 amino acids. The record is from RefSeq and is a predicted model, not a curated record. Gene Ontology annotation, biological process: small GTPase-mediated signal transduction; cell migration. Gene Ontology annotation, molecular function: GTP binding; GTPase activity.
UCAAAAAGGAGUUCCCGCCCAUGCAAUGACACAUUGCAAAAAAGGAAGUAGGCGCGGCAGUGGCGUUCCGUGCGGCGCUCCAGUGCCGCCCGUUGGUGCGCUCGGAUGCUGAGCACCGGCACGCGGGCUCCAAAGGCUUUCUUUGCCAUGCACGGACGGCCUCGACGGAGCCACUAAGCUGGUCCUGUGAGUGACGAGGAGGAUGACCCAAAAUAAGGAUGCCGGCGGCGCUAACGGCACCGGCAGGGAGGGUGAGGAACUCAAGACCGUCAUUGUGGGAGAUGGCGGCUGUGGGAAAACCUCGCUUCUCAUGGUGUAUGCCAAAGAUUACUUUCCAGAGAAAUACGCCCCGACGGUGUUUGAAAAAGUCACCACCACGGUGGUCCUUAGAGGAAAAGAAGUGGUGCUCAACAUGUACGACACCGCAGGCCAGGAGGACUACGACAGGCUGCGCCCGCUGUCGUACCAAGAGGCCCACGUGAUUCUGGUGUGCUUCGACGUGACCAACCCCACCAGUUUUGACAACGUGACCAUCAAGUGGCACCCGGAGGUGAAGCACUUUUGUCCGGGCGUCCCGCUCAUCCUGAUUGGCUGCAAGACGGACCUCAGGAAGGACAAAGAGUGCUGCAGGAGGCUGAAGGCCGUCAAGCAGGCUCCCGUCACCUACACGCAGGGCCUGGCCGCGCAGCAGCAGAUGAACGCCGAGCUCUACCUGGAGUGCUCGGCAAAGUGCCAGGAGAACGUGCACGACGUGUUCCGGGAGGCCGCCAAGAUGGCUUUGGCUUUCCGCCGCAAGCAAAGACACUUCAAACGCAAGAGGAAUUGUCAAAUUCUAUGAGCGCACUCAGAUGUGCCUUUCGUCUUAAAGUACAAGUAAAUUGUACUGCACUGGAUGUUGAAGCCACUUAAGCAGUUUGAAGCUUUAAUCCAGUGAUUCUUUUGCAUACCACUAGAGGGAGCCUGCCUUCCACACGUGGAGACUAAUUUCACAUGUUCAACUUUUCACUUCUUCCCUUUUGCCAAGAAGGAGUUUGGAGUUGAGUUGUUGGUAGAGGAGUGCGUCACUAGACCAGUGGUUCUCAAUGUGUGACUCUCAGGCUCCCUCUUGUGGUGCACCAAUGAAUUACUGGCCAAGUACGCUUCAGUUGUGUUUCACUUUGAAUUGCAUUUAAUUUGAAGACCUAUAGAUUUUGAAGCUUACUUUUGGGUACAACUUGAAUGUAUUUAUCUGUUACAUGCAAACAUUUGAAUUGAACCAUUACAUAGAUAUAUUUUCGAAUAGUUUUUGCUAAUAACAUGUUGACUUGCAAAUAUUUUCAUGUCAUUUGAUGACUUCUUUCUUGUGUCAUUUUCCCUCUCUCGUCUUGGAUAGCUUUAUAUUCUCCGAAUUUGAAAGCAAACAGCAAAAACGCUUUGAAUGUGAAAGAAUGAAUUUGUUGGCCUUGCGUUCUUUUGCAGUUGUGCA